This is a messenger RNA of Manduca sexta (tobacco hornworm), 2732 nucleotides long. RefSeq lists its product as uncharacterized. The transcript is spliced from 3 exons. NCBI's taxonomy places the organism in Eukaryota, Metazoa, Arthropoda, Insecta, Lepidoptera, Sphingidae. The coding region runs from base 356 to 2614 and encodes 752 amino acids. The record is from RefSeq and is a predicted model, not a curated record.
ACUCGGGUAACUUCCAUAACCAUAAUACCCCGAUGUAAACACCCAAAUCACAUUUCAUCAUGUCAAAUCCGUUGUCUGUCAUGCAUCCAUAAGACUGUCACUGCUUGCCCGUACAAUAAAUAAAAUUCAUAGCGGUACGACGCUAAAAUGAACAAAAUCAAGACAUACAGAUCUUGAAAUGCAGUGAUAGUCAAACAAAAAUUCCUUAUUAUUUUCACUUUACAUAAAAUUGACAAAUCCUCAUUUGGGACGUUAUCAUUUGGCAAACGGUACGGGCACAUCACAACCCCAGAAUUCUCAUUGAGUUGGGGCCGACUCCGAAUCGACAUAAGUUGAAGAGUCUUUUUAUUUUGAAAUGGCAGACGUAGACGACUUGGUAAAAGGCAUGACGGACCUCACAGUCCUGUCUUUUAGGAAAGUUGAUGAGGUGAAACGGCUGGCCAAACACUUCCAGAAGAUAGUCGACCAUCCCCUCACUGUAUGCAAGCCGACAGUGCACAAAUAUUUACUCAACUUAAACGAUACGCACAAGAAAAUAUUCCUCCAAAAACGGGAAUGCGUCGAAGUUGAAUACAUUUUUACAACUGAGAAGAAGAGUAAUCUGCAGCGUCAGAGAUUCAACAGCUUGCCGGUGAGCGAAGUACCAGAAUUGCUCAAAACUGAGUUACUCGCGUGCGAGAAUGCUAAACAAGUGCACAUUUGCACCGACUGUAAUGUUGAAAUUGAGUUGAACGACGAAGAACCACUAAUGGAAUCGUUGCAAAAGCAUUUCAAUUUGGAAAUCCAUUUGCCUAAGUUGAAACGCGAGAGUAUUGACGUUGCCGAACCUGUUAUCCUACCUAAGAUGUCUCGAAGACUGUCAGCAUUGGAAUGUGGAGAAACACCAGCACAAAUCAUUGAGCAGAUCGUGCUUAAACCAGUGGAGAAGUUGGAUAGAAAUUUCGUUUCGAAACUCAGUGGUGCAUUAAUGAAAGUGCUUCCAGAUAAUUCAGAAGCUAGUGUUGGCGCUGCAGUGAAGUUAUAUCAAGAAGCUUACGAUAAACUAUGUCAGGAGAUCUCGAAUAUUGACUUCUCGACUCAGGCGAGCUCCGUAGCGCCAAUAAUAAUGUCUAUUAGAGACAAUGUUUACCAAAACUUUGCUGCUGAUGCAAAUAAGAACGCAGAGAAUGAUGAAAACGAUCAAACAGCUGAAAAACCGAAGAAUCAAGCGAAAAAAUAUCGGUACUACGGACCUAUUGAGUCGCUGAUAGUCAAGUUGUUGGUGAAUCAUAAGUUAUUGUCGUUGGUCGACGAUCGUACUGGGAAGUUGGCUUUUUUCUGCAUCGCCUGUGAAUAUUAUACCCUCAGAUUCCACUACGACAGUGUCUUGAACCAUGUCUUCAGCGAUACGCAUAUCCACAACCUAUCUUGUAUCUUGCAGUCAGAUAAACACAUCCCGUUCUCGAAAACUGAGGCGAGCAUCGAAAAAAUCAAGGAGAUGAAUGAGAAGUUUCUUAUAAGUCAAGAUAUAGUGACCAAGCAGCCAGGCAUGACCUGUAGGCUAUGUAACAUUAAUAUAGAAAGCACUGAUGCCAUGAUCCUACAUAUACUGGAUGAUAGGCAUCUCGGUAAACUCUCUGAUGAUUUGUACAUGCGCAUGAAGGCUUCCAGUCAAGAUGGCCAGAUACCCGAAGACUGGGGACCUAAGGACUUAAACUGGACUAAAUACCUAGCCAGUGUCGGUAAGCCUGUGUAUGCACGCGACCAUGUGAUAAUUGAGAACUUCAUUAAACCUUCUGGAAAGAUCGGGAACUUCUGCACGUGCUGCGAGAUGACUCUUAAGGGCCCUAGGCAAGUGCUUUUCAAUCAUAUACGCCAGAAAAAGCAUCUCAGAAAUGCAGCGCCUCGUAAACUUGCGAUGCUGUUCAAAAACCAUUGCAGACCGUCUGAAUACUUUGCUUCCUUCGGCAAUUACUAUGUUUGCGCUAUAUGCCCUGAGUACGUCGCUCUGCCGUCCUUCUCGGCGAUAGUAGAGCAUUUUGAGAGCUCGGAACACAUCACUACAGUUUGCAAAUUAAUCCGCUCGGCAUUAUACGACGUGGAUGAUGAACUUCUCAAGGCCAACAACAUCAUAGACCAACUUAAAUGUGGAUUCUGUGACAUCACAUUCCAAGACAUGACAGAGUGUGUAAAACACAUACUAUCUUCAGUAGAGCACCAGAACGCCGUAGCCGAUGCGAAAGUACAAGAGAACAAGGGUGACAUAAUCAGCGUGUACAUGAAAGGGAACUAUAUAUUGCACAGCGAAGGUGCAACUUUCACUUGCAUCGGAUGCGGAGAGGUUUUUAACUCUAUAAGAUCUCUCCUAAUGCAUUUAGUGUACGCCGUGCAUUAUCAAAUGAAACCGGCUGUUGAGAGCGUGUUCCGCUUCUAUUUGGAGUUGAAACACAACAUAAACAUGUUGGGAAGGAACAAAUACGUUUACUAUCAGUUCGGGAAGUUGAAGUGUGGUGUUUGCGAGCAGGAUGUGGAGGCUGGCGAGAACGCGAAGAGGCACGUGCUGUCUCCGAAGCACAGGGAGAAUAUGGGGGCCAGUUAUGUUAAUGUUAGUUUGGAUGCGACUGGUAAUGAGUGAGGUGAUAUGUGUGCGCGCGGGGUCCCUCGCGCCGUGUCAUUCCGUAAUCAUGUGCGUGCGAUCUGACGAUACUUUUACAAUGGAAAUUUAAUAAAUGAAAUAAUUUUAUAAACUGCAA